Molecule: messenger RNA, 1514 nt
Organism: Photinus pyralis (common eastern firefly)
Lineage: Eukaryota; Metazoa; Arthropoda; Insecta; Coleoptera; Lampyridae
Product: HD domain-containing protein 2
Exons: 1
Coding region: 268-837 (189 amino acids)
Cellular component (GO): cytoplasm
Molecular function (GO): 5'-deoxynucleotidase activity
Source: RefSeq, a predicted model, not a curated record
UACUUAUACCGGGUGUUUGGCAUUAUUGCAUAGUAAUUACGUGAGAGAAAAUGAUGACGUGCAACGGAAGUUAUACGUAAUAAUUGUUUUUGUAUAUGCCUUUAAUUUGGUUUUCUCUUAAACGUGGCAACACGGUCUGCAACGAAUGUUAUCGGUCAAGGUCGCGCGCUUGCUAACCCUAUUCUUGCUGGUUCUGCGGUCUCCUUCAAAAAACUUUAAAUUAGAAAUCGUCUUAACAAUUUGUACCAUCGAUUUUACUUAAAUACAAUGGAAUCAUUAAACGUGAACGACGUGCUUCAGUUUUUAAAGAUUGCACACAACCUAAAGCACAGCGCUCGUAAGGGUUGGGAAUACAGAGGAAUAAAAAAUCCAGAAUCAAUCGCGAGCCAUAUGUACAACAUGGCACUCAUGACCUUUUUGCUUGGAGACAAUUCCACCGUGGAUCGUCUGCUGUGUUUACAACUUGCAAUCGUACACGAUUUAGCUGAAAGUAUAGUCGGCGACAUAACCCCUCAAGAUAAUAUUUCCGCUGACGUUAAACACAAAAUGGAGGAUGAAGCGAUGAAAGAGCUUACAUCUUAUUUAGGUGGAGGUGUAGGUAAUAAAAUUUAUGAACUUUAUAAAGAGUAUGAACUGAAAGAAAGUGCAGAGGCCAAGUUUGUUAAAGAUUUGGAUUUGUUCGAUAUGAUUUUCACUGCGUCUGAAUAUGAAAUAAAAGAAAAUACUAUAGGGAGAUUACAAGAAUUUUUCGAUUCCACUCGUGGACGGAUUAAUAAUCCAUUUAUCAAACAACUAGCAACUACUUUAGAGGACAAACGAGCACUAAAUAGAGAGUGAUUAAUUUAAUUGGAUAGUUAUUCUAGUUAUUCUUGCCAAGAAACAAGCGCUUGUCUAACAAAUGCGUUGGUAGUGUAAAUCUGUAUGUGAAUUAUACUGCAAGUUACUCAAUGCCAAAAUUGCUCCGGUAUGCUUCAGCUACAUUUUUUAACAUUAAAUUUUACUAUGCAAGUGUAUAAAAAGUUUCAUGAGUAAUACCUAUGGGACUGUUUCAGGAAAACCUGAAAAAUCAAUACCUACCUAAGAAAACCAAGACGUUAGCAAAAUUAUAGACACACAGGAAGGAGUGAUUAAUUACUUUAGUUAAUCGUCAAACAAAUUUAUUGAUAGUCUUAACAAAUUACACUAAACUUGUUUAUAAAGAUUUAUUCUUUUGUUCAGUUAAAACACUUUUAUAUAAUGGCAUAUAUAUCACAAAUGUAAUUUCGUAACUGCAAAGGAUUACACUGAACAUAUUUGUUUUUCUCAGCAACAGUUACCUACAUACUACACCAAAGGAGUUUUCUUUAACAAAUAUAUAUCACUCCUUGGACAAAGCAUGUUAAUUGGCAUAAUUAACAACUAUUACGUACAAACAUAAAAUUAACUAUUACUAGUGAGUGACAGUUUUGAAAAAUUAAUAAUCACAUUUACACAUUUGUAAAAACUUGUUCAACAAAAUAAAGUGGUAAAAAUAC